GACCGAAGAGGCCUCUUUCCUUUUUUUUCUUCUUCUAGAGACUCUGCUGGAGACACGCGCCAUGCCUCUUGCAAAAGAUUUGUUGCACCCCAGUCCUGAGGAGGAAAAGAGGAGACACAAGAAGAAACGGCUUGUUCAGAGUCCAAACUCUUAUUUCAUGGAUGUCAAAUGUCCAGGUUGCUAUAAGAUCACCACAGUGUUCAGCCAUGCUCAGACAGUAGUGCUGUGUGUGGGCUGCUCCACGGUCCUGUGCCAGCCGACGGGCGGAAAGGCUCGUCUGACAGAAGGAUGCUCGUUUAGGAGAAAACAACACUAGUGGGAUCAAACCUGGCUGCACAGGUGACAAAGAGAACUUGAUGGACAUCAGAUGAUGCUGCCAAAGAUUUAAUUCAGUUGAAAGGAAAAAGCUGAAGCUUUCUGUGAGAAAGAAAUCACCAUCCUGUCUGGAAUACCUUUGAUUGUUCUCUCAAGUAGUCCAGGGGUUCUUAAUAAUUGAAUUAUUUCAAGUUUUAUCAUCCUGAAUCCCACUCUUUCAGCUUACAAAGUGAGAAAGGCUGUUAAUUUCUUGCUCAGGAUCAGGAUUUACUACUUUUGGCCACAUGUUUGUCAGAAAUUGAUGUUUUGAAAUGUUGCUACCUAAUAAAAUUGAUUAUUGCA
Molecule: messenger RNA, 657 nt
Organism: Cyprinodon variegatus (sheepshead minnow)
Lineage: Eukaryota; Metazoa; Chordata; Actinopteri; Cyprinodontiformes; Cyprinodontidae
Gene: rps27.2
Product: 40S ribosomal protein S27
Exons: 4
Coding region: 62-316 (84 amino acids)
Biological process (GO): translation; ribosomal small subunit assembly
Cellular component (GO): ribosome; cytosolic small ribosomal subunit
Molecular function (GO): RNA binding; structural constituent of ribosome
Source: RefSeq, a predicted model, not a curated record